Messenger RNA from Toxoplasma gondii ME49, 1444 nucleotides. RefSeq lists its product as hypothetical. The record is from RefSeq and is a predicted model, not a curated record. NCBI's taxonomy places the organism in Eukaryota, Apicomplexa, Conoidasida, Eucoccidiorida, Sarcocystidae. The transcript has 2 exons. The coding region runs from base 577 to 840 and encodes 87 amino acids.
UCUAUAGGCAAAAAGUGUAUUGAAAGGUGUCAUCGAAGGGACGUGCAUCAGGUGCUGCGAACUCCCGUCAGAAUUUUGGUUUCGAAUCAGGGAAAUUACACGACCUCUUCUAAUACACACAGAACUAAUAUCGGCCACCUUUAGGCUGUCUGUCAUGAACAUACCGCGACCAUCCCUAAGAAGAAACACCUCCUUACAGACGGCUCUGACAGGAAGGGGCAAGCAAUGACUAGUUGAUCUCUACGAUACCAGCCCUCACAAACGACGUGAGAACGUAAUCGCUUUGCACCACCUCUUCGACACGAACAACAGCUUCCUUUCCAUUUCCUCUUCGUUGAGGAAUGCUAUUUUCCGCAGCACCUCCACUGACCAGAGCCUCAGGCAUUAGAAGCUCGUGCGCGUGCACGAGUAACGGCGGAGUCCCCGUAGGCAUUUUAUUGUUUCCCUCACUCAAAUCCCGCUCGCCUUGUACCCGAUGAUGCCAUCCGCCGCAGAACUCUGAGCUGCGUUCACAGCACGACUUCAAAUUCAGGGAAUUCGCCUGUCGUGUUGCGCUGGUUGACGGCGUUUCAACAAAUGGACCCGCGGUGUUCCCAGAUUCCAGAGUCCCGUAACGGUUGCUCUGAGAUGAUCCCCGUUCACAAGACAUUUCUGCUGACGGGGCACAACAAUCUUUGCCGGGAGGUGGCGAAGUGGCAACUGGCCUUCCGUUUUCGGAUGGUCCGUCACUCGGUUUUGCGGGUCGCAUUGACCGGCUCACAGGAAAACUGUCGACGCACAUAUUACGGCCAACGAACUGCUGAAGCUUGUGCCGCUGCAAAUCCGCCUGUUGUGCUUUGAGAAAGGAUAAGACUCGCAAGGCUUCUUCGUGUGUGUAAAGGUCUCCAUUCGGAGCCGUCUUCGUGGCAAAUGGUUCAUCAGACUGAGAGGUAGCUCGAGGCAUCGCUGGCGUUUUGGGCAAGGUGGGUCCACCUUUCCAGCUCUUCUCCACCUCCAUGUUUCCGUGACAGUUAAUUGCCGGGGAGCCUGUUCGCGUCGUUUGGUAAAUUUGCUCAUCCCAGCAUUUCUGUUUUGCGUCAUCCAGCAGAAUCGGUGCUACCGAAUGUUGAUCUAGUCUUCUCGACGCGUGUCGCUGCAACUCUGUUUCACCUGUUGCUUGCCAUUGCAAGCGCGGGGACAUGUCGUCUCGGUUUCGAAUUGAGUCUUUUUGUCGACGUUCGGGGGUUCUGUUGACUUUUGUUUCUGCACCCUGUUUAUCGGCGAGAGUUGCUGGGAGCUGAAACUGCUUCCACGUCUGGUUAGGUGCCAACUCAGUCGUCACAUCGUAUCUAUCGCACGUGAGCUUGUCGGAGAGAGAAGUGUUCAGAUAUUUAUCCGUAGGGCAACCGGCGAAUGCAGCCGCUGUGAAUUCAUCGGUACAGGAAGAAGGGUAGUACCCCGUUGC